Molecule: messenger RNA, 9535 nt
Organism: Osmia bicornis bicornis
Lineage: Eukaryota; Metazoa; Arthropoda; Insecta; Hymenoptera; Megachilidae
Product: leucine-rich repeat-containing protein 24-like
Exons: 5
Coding region: 726-2900 (724 amino acids)
Molecular function (GO): protein binding
Source: RefSeq, a predicted model, not a curated record
GGGCGCCAGUCGCUACGCGGACGUUGAGCUCGGGAUUUCCGUCGUCCUCGCGAGACAUUUUUCCGCGAGCUUGUGUUUCGCGAUCGGUUCAACGAUCUCGUCGCGUAUCUCAUUUUUUUUCCUUCUACCCGCGACCAACUACGCCAUCGUCGUCGAAUGGCGGGUUCGUGUGAAAUUGGUGGACAGACUCGAUCUCGAUCGGUAUCGAUUGUGUGUGGAUCUCGAGGAUCGCGCUACACGCGACAGUUAUUUCGUGUAUCGGUAGAAAAAAACAAGUGUUCGUGAGAGCAGGGAUUUCGAAUUGUACCUUUCGGUUGCUGUGAUUUGUUUACCAGCCGGAUACUACGUGCAACGACGAGACUUACACGGAUAUCGACGCUGAUUGGAUGCUGCCAUGAGGGCCACGGAAUCGUGACAAUUUCAAAGAGAUUGGACGAGCAGAGUGAAAUCCGUGCAGAAUUAUGUCCUGGUUCCAGGCUGAAAGUUACCGACUAACAUCUGCCGGUCCUCUCGACGGAUGAGUAACGAAGCGUGGCCCGCUCUCAAGAUUGAACAUCGAAGAUCAACCAGCCAAGACCCAUCAUCUCGAAGACCGAGGAGCCAGGAUGCUUCCGCUGAAAGAGAAGCUUGAAAGAAGAUCGUAGAGGGAAAAGAGGGAACGAAGAAGAUCGGAAGGAAGAUGAGCUAGAAAAGCAGCAGCCGUGUAUCGUCGGGAACGGGACACCAUGUGCUCGAAGAUGCGAGCCUGGUGGUGGAGGGGCGCUCUACUCGGCACGAUGAUGCUAUUAUCGUGGACGUCCUCGUCGGAGGGUUGUCCAAGUAUGUGUACGUGUAAAUGGAAAAGCGGUAAAGAGUGGGUGGAGUGCGCGAAUCGAGACCUGAAAGGGUUGCCGCAGGGUGCACGAGAGGAGACGCAGGUGUUGGAUCUAUCCAGUAAUCAUUUGGUCAGUCUGCCGCCCGAGUGUUUUCAAGCCUUAGGUUUGAUCAAUCUACAGAGAUUAUACCUGAGCAGAUCGCACAUCAGUCGUAUAGCAUCGAGGGCAUUCGUGGGUCUUGUGGGAUUAGUGGAGCUAGACCUGUCGGAGAACCUGAUCGAAGAGAUCCCGACCGAAACGUUUCCCUUUUAUUCGAACCUGAUGAAGUUAUUGUUGAACGGAAACCCCAUAAAGGAAGUUCGUCGUGGGGCAUUCCAAAAUCUACCACACCUGACGAACCUGGAGCUAAGCCAGUGCGCGUUAGAGAGCGUAGAACAGGGCUCGUUCGAUGGUCUCCAUCUUCUCGAGUGGCUUCGAUUGGACGGGAAUCGGUUGACACGUGUACCAGAACACACGUUACCACUUGGAGGCAGCCUUCGCGGACUGACCCUGCACAAUAAUCCUUGGCUCUGCGACUGUAGACUGCGAUCCACGCAGGCCUGGCUCAAGGAGUCUGCCCCAGCAGCCCCCCAGGAGUCGGAACCGGUAUGCGACGCACCUCCGCGGUUACGUGGCAAGCAGAUCAAGGCUAUAAAAGUGAACGAGCUUGCUUGCCUGCCCCACAUCGAGCUUCAGGAACGAGUGGAGGCUUACGAAGGGGAUAACGUCACCCUCAAGUGCGACGUCUACGCUGUGCCCGCUGCUAAGCUUGCCUGGUGGUUCAAUGGCGAACCCUGUGAGUUGCAGAACGAGAAUGAUUCCAUAUCCGUCUCUUCUCCCAUGUUCCCUCGGUACGUGUACAGGCAACGCGGCGGAACCAAUAUGAGCAGCACCCUCCUGCUCUACUCGGUGGAAACGUUAAACGAGGGCACGUAUACCUGCAUAGCCGAGAACGGAGCAGGAUCCGCGGAGGCGAACCUCUCUCUGCGAGUGUUGUUCCAGGAGAAAAUAACCGUGGAACCUCCAAACGAUCGUUCGAGAUCAGGAUACGUGGUAGCCAUAGCCGCGGGUGCUCUGGUAGGCACCUUGUUCGCUUUGGGAUCACUGAUAGGCAGCAUCGUGUUCUGUAUGCGUAAACGUCGUCGUGAUCGAAAAAGGAACUCCAAGGCUCUGGUAUCGCAGAACAAGUCCGUGAUGCCCAUCACCAAAGACACCACCACUAGUCUCCCCUGCAGGAAGGGCAACGGAAGUUUGAUCGGUUUGGAACACCAGCAGAUGGUCUCGUAUACCGAAAGAGAAAUGAACAGAGCCGCUACGCUCGAACGGAGGGAGCACAGAAAUUUGGAAGAGCCUUAUUGUAGUCCAGUUUCAAAGUAUCUGACAGAACCCGACCUGAUUAACGAGGUCCCAGAGACGACCGACGUGGGCUAUGGUCAACUGUACCGCCAUCAGCCCGGGGAGAGACAAAUUCUGGAGUACGACUCGGGGUAUCCGCUCCAGCCGGACCUGCGUCCACCGAACAUACCCCAACUGAGUUAUCUGGAUCAAGAUGGUUAUCCUUUGAAUUUUGGUUUGCCUAAAAUCCCCUUCAGCGCCGCGAGCACGUUACCUCGACUGAGGCAGAGGAUGCCUGUAGAGGGGUCAGCGGUGGCUCCACCCGCUAGGUACUCGAGGGAGGCAGAGUUCCUCGCCAGAUCUCCAGGAUACGACCCCGUGUUGCCUAGGACCGACGCCAGGUACACUGCCGAGGGAUACCCGUAUCCUCCUCAACAGCAGCAACCGAUUCAGCCAGUGGAGCAACCUCUCCAGCAGCAGCUGCCCGUAUCUCCAGUGUCGCCAGUGGCCGUGUUCCCGGAGGUGCCAUUCAUUCCCUCUCCACCAGCUGCGUACCGAGGUGAGACAACUCCACUAUCUCCUAGAUCGUUGCUGAGCAAAACUGCUCGAGAAGCUGCCGCUGCGGCCGCAGCCAGGGCGGAGGACCUUCAGCCGCCUCAUCAUCCCGAAAGUCCCGACGAGGGUUACGUCGGUGAUGCAAUGGACGUCUAAAAGAGGACGGUUGUCGAAUCUUUCACGAAUUCUCGGGUCGCUGAUCGACGGGGCAAUCGACGAAUCCAAUGAUGAGUCAAGUUUGAUGGUGGAUAUCUGGUAUCUUUGUGAGGGUGGUUGGUACCGAGGAUAUGGUUGAUCGUUGUUGCUGAUAGGACGCAUGACGUUCGUGGAAGUCGAUCGAACGUGCACGAAUUCAGUUCAUGGAAAACAAGCGACGGACACGAUUGAACGAGCAAGAAGCUCGGGGGACAGGGAAGGGUGCUGGGACGGUAGUCGCCGAAGUCAUCCAGGAGAAUGGAUGUCAGACGUCGUGCUGGUUGAGCCGGAACAAAAGCGGUCCGUGUGUAAUGGAUUAAUCAGGUGCGAGGUUUCUCGGAAUAAUUUCUUGUCAGAAGCAGAGCUCCGUGUUCGAAGGACCGACGUCGCUAAUCGAAUUCUGUUCGUCGUGCAAGGGAAACAGGCGUCUUGUCUUCUCGUUUCAAAAGCUCACGAGAAUUUCUCCUAGACUACUAUACCGUUCGGAAAAUUUCCUGGAAAAAUUCACUGACUCGAAAAAGGUGGAGUACAGUGAGGGAAACGAUUGUUCGGAUCGAAACAAUCGAGGGUCCAGGUUCGAUUGUAACUGUGCUCGAAUUUUCUUGGCGUCACCCUCCCCGUUGUUCCGCCCCUUGUCGUUCUCCGAUACAAUAGAAUCUCCUGGAAAGGAGGAAUACGUUAACGGUGCAGAGGAAUCGAAUUUUACCGGAGCAAACAUUUCGUGAUCUCCUUACGACUCCAGGAACACACGGAGAAGCUAUUCAACGCCUUAACGAGGGGCAAAUGAAAAAUACCUCGCUUUUAAGACGUGUCAUUAAGUGGACGAGAUCCUUGAAUUUCAAGGAACGAGAGUGUACAAAGUAAAACGUCGAGUGUAAGUGUGUUUGUUCUAAAUUAGAAGAAUCUUUCGUUUCUUAAAAAAAGGGUAAACUUUCUGAUCGUUAAGAGACACGAUCGAUUUAAAUCACGGAUAACUAUAACUACGAGUGCAAAGUGCAAAAGUGAAAAAAGCAGAGAAACUAUUGUACUUUUGUGACUCGUUGGAAUAUCUGCUCAAGCUCAUAUGCAACCCCCAUCGUCCCUCUCGUCCCAUUCUCUACUCGUUUCCCAAUCCCCAUCGAUUUACCUUUUAGGCUAACCAAUUGUAUCGUUAUUAAAGUUUACUGCUCCGUCGGAUUCGGACCGAAACCCGGACCGGACUGGUGUAUCCGGUCUGGAAAGUUCCGACGAAAGGCUGUAGGUAAUUCUGGUGUAGUGAUAAUAACGUUAAUUCGGUGUUUAAGACUGGCGAACUGUGCGAGAUUACGAGCUGGUGCUUAACCUGAUGUACAGAGAACUGUUGAACAUAAUACGUAUGUAUGUGUAUAAAUUCGUACCACACAAGCAUACACACCUACACACGCGACAAUGGUAUAUAUAUAUACAUAUAUGUAUUUAUAAAGCUCUCGUACAUGUACAUACACACGUACGGGGUUAUGAACUAUACUACGUGAUCGAAAUGGUAGGAAACGGUGAGAACAGAUAUUUUUCAAGGCUGUUUUUAAACCGUUUUAAACCCUCGAGGGUGGUUUACCCUCGCCCAACAAAGUUUUAACGCGUUGGCUGGCACGGGAUGAUCAGCGAGUUUAAUUAUUAAAUUAUUAGGUUGAUAAUUGAAUCAUUGGAAAAUUAAAAAAGAAGAAAAUUUAAAAUUCCUGGAUAUUUCUACUGUGGCAGUCAAAGUGUUAAACGUAUAAUGGUCGUGGUGAUUUCGCGAGGUUCGAUUAUAUUAGAGAAAGAUCAUGACGGAUGGUAUCCCGCGAUACUCGUUCGAAAGUUUAGCAAUCCUCGACUGACCAAUACUCGACAACCUCGAAAGAUGUUAUUCCCACAGGUUCUCACAUUUUAGUUGGAAACAUCUGCUACCGCAAUCGAGCCUCGCGAAGUCACCUACGAGGAUCGAUUCACCUAUGUAAGUUAAGUCGAUGUACACGAAACGUCGAAUAUCUGAUAUUUUUGAAGAAAUCAGCUUUGAAAAUUAAUUGAAAUCCAAUGUUUCGUGUGGAUCGAUCGAAUAAAUCCACUACCAACCGAAGGUAUGGGCCCAACCAUUCUGCAAUGGUGUAUUUUCAUUUUGGCGAAAAAUUUAAAGAACCGAUUCACAGAGAUUUCCAUACUUUUGGCUGGUAAUGCGAUUUUAUAACAAUAAGGUAAUUCUUUCAACCUCGAAAGGAACUUCAUUCCCUUCGCGACAACUUGACGAGAAAGAAAGAGCCGUUAAUUUAGCAUUAGGGUCUAAUUAAGUUAAUCAAAGUGGCGGUCGCAGUGUUCGAAUGAAAGACGCAGUCAAGUCGAAACGGAUCGUAAACGCAGCUCGCCCCUUUUCUGCCAUUGCAAUUACCAACCGAUUCACGAAUGAAUAGUGUUCGUUUUAUGGUCUGCCUGGAGUAGAAUCGAACCGUGUCCAUUGGAGCAGACCGGGGUAACUCGAAUCUUUGGGUCGUAUCGGUUCUUCUUCUUCUCGUUUCGAGUUCGAAACGGUAAAUCACCUGCAGACAUUUUCAUUUUCCUAAAUAAGGAUUUGGAAUAGAAAUGAUCGAUGCCUCGUUUAAUUUUCCUGAUUAGUGGUGUAAGGGAGCCGUACAUCAAUAUGGCCUAAAAGUUACCGGCCUAAUCCUAAAUUAAGGGGAAAACUUGCUGUAAUUCCCUGGAUUUCACAGAUUUCAAACAAUAGCCUGUUCAAAGGAUCGGAGAAACUCGUUUGGUUGAGAUAGUCGGUGGACGAUAACUCAAACGUAUAAUCUGUAUCCAGAAUGACGAGCAUCCGGCGUUCAUGCGUGAUACUCGCACGAUGGCAAUCAAAUUUUCGAAGGGAGAAAAAAUCGUUUCAGUUCAACCACGAACGCGUCGUAACUCAAAUACGCGUUCACAGUGUUUGAGUUACGACAUAGUCCAGAUUAUUUGGCACGCCUCGCCUAGAAUUAGUUUUACGAUCUGCCUACCCAUUUCGUCUAGGUACGUCGACGCGCACGGAUUGCUCGCAAUCGUGAUAAAAUAACAAAGAUGAGAAAUUACGAAAUUGGAUCUUAGGAAGCAGUAAAUCAAAUUAUUGCAUUUUCUACGAAAUAAUUUCCUCGGUCGAUCGUUUAAUAAAUUAAUCCCGCGACGAAACAAUUUCCUACACGGUAUUUAUCGCGUUAUUUUCUACUUUAUCGUCGCGUAUAAUAAACAAAGGAGAACAUUACAAAAUGUUUUUGACCUCGAUUAUAUAUCACAAGUUCGUUGGGUGAGCAAUGAAUCGUCGGUACUCGAUGAUUCAUUAUUUUUAACAAUGCACACUGUCCUCUCUGCCGUGCUGUCGGAAGUUUAAUGUGUUCGAACCUCGACAAAGGAUUCCGUAGCUGGAUCGACAGAAUAUUUCGUUCCGCGACAAUUAACGACAAGUUAUGAAACGCGGCAACGGGCCGUGAUAAUUAUUAGCGGGUAUAAGCGAUGGUUAUUGGCGCGCAACGAUUUAAUUAUUCGACGCUAAUGCGGCUCACUCACCGUUUCGACAAUAAACGAUGGAUCAAAAAUCCUUCUAGCUAGCCAGAUAACAGAUUUUGUCUUUCGAUCCUAACUACACGGUAUCGUUUAGAUUUUUUUAUAUUCAUUAUAUAGUAGAAUAUCUAUCUCUCUUACUCCAAGCGAGUUUUCAAAUUUGUUUCGUUGGAUGUUGAUUGUUUCGGGAGCAAACUAAACGAUCGAUUGUUUGUUUCGAUGCUCGAAUCGGUGAAUAGAGUGAUAUUUUUUUGAGAGCUGUUGAUUGGACACACUUCUGUUGAAUGGUCAGAUUUGUUUUAAUCAAACGACGGCUUAACAAGUUGACCUCCAUAGUAAAAUAAGCGUAUCUAGUAUGAUACGCUAUGAUAAGAGUUAUUCACACGUUCACGGUGUAAAUAAUCAAGUGCUCGAAUAAGAAUUAUGCGAGUAAAUCUAUUUCAUCGGUUUCCUUCCGGUUACUGUCUCCUGUUUCAGCGACCAUCCGUUAAUUACUGUCGCUUCACCGCAUCUAAGUACUACAACUAUUCCCGUAUACGAUUUCCGCUCGCAACUUUUCGAAACACAGGGAUAACUAGAAUUAUUAACCAUGAAGCUAUUCAAAUUAAAUCCUCCUCUUUAGAGACAUAUUUCCUCUACCACACAUUCUACGAAUAAAUUAAAUUCAUUUCGAUUCCUCGAAUAUUUUCAGUCUAAUUAAGACCAGCUGCAUUCGAAGCUGCGUCAAAGGACCACUAUAAUUAAUAAUAAUUGGAAUUUAAUCGAUGAUUCGAUGAGUUUCCAUAUUUGUCCUAGUUGUGUUUUCAGAUGAUAACAUACUCUGGUCAUUAGUAGGAUAAAAUUAGUUGGAAAUAAUUCUCUGGAUGAUAAAUUGUUUUAUUGGAAUGCAAACUAUUUUCAACUAUACAUAUAUUAGUCAGCUAAAUAAUUUCUCUCUGAACUGUUUUGUUAUUUGUUAGUCGAUCAAAUAUUCAUCGUAGCUCAUUUGAAAUUUGCAUUAAAUUCGGGAAAAUAAUGCAGGAACGAGCACGCUGUUCAUAUAGAAUUCGUUAAUUGGCCAUCGCGAAACAAGCCGCGUUAGAAUGCACUCUGGUGAUAAUGAGAACGUAGAAUUUCAUCAGAAUGGGUUUCGUUAUUCCAAUUUAGCUAACCGAAGGCCUCGGUCCCCGUCGUUUUUGGUGGCUUUCGGAUUAGAAAUUGGCACAGGUCGUGUUUGGAAUGUACCAGAGAUCGUGCCACGGUAGUUCUCUUUGGGUUUACCGUCACCAGUUCAACUACUUCUACGAAUUUCUGUUAUCGAAAUCGUCGUACUCCGCCACGGUAUUGCGGUUAAUUCGGUUGCAAUAACCUUCGUUCUGACAAUGAGUACGCUUUCUCCGUAAAUUCGGAUAAAGAAGCGUGUAGGAAAACGAUUAUCGUGUUACAAUAGACACUUUACAAACGACAUGCAACUUUGAAAGAGAAUUUCCUCUUUGUUCCAGCCACGUUUUCUCAAGGUACAUUAAUUUUUCUUCUUGCAAACUCAAGGUACUCUGUUGACGUAUUCUUCUUUGAGUAAAACAGACAUUCUUCCUUGCAAUAUAGAAGACGUUUCAAGAUAAAUGCUAUUUCAAAUAGCUUCAAUUUUUCGGAAGAAAUUCAAUGGAAUAAAUUAAAUAUUUUACAAUCUGUAUACACGAUAGUUUUCACGUGAAUCUUGAUAGAUCGGUGUACAAAAAAUGUUACCUUGUCUUGGAAACGAAACGGAAUAACUGGCGAUGUGAAAUUCGAGGAAUUGUCGAGCAGCCGCGUCGCAGAACCUGGCGGUGCCAAUAUGAAUAUAUGUAUGAAAUACAAGUCGACGCAUUUUUGUUCACCGAUCGAUUGCGAUCCAGGUAACACGACGAGCAAGAACUUCUAUAUCGAGUUUGUCGCGAAGAAAAUCAACGAGCCAUCCCAUACGAAAUUUCUUUCCAUCCGGAACAUGGAGAAUCAUCUACGAAAAGAUUGAACGAAUCACUUUUCGAAUCCUUUACGAUUCAGGAAUUCAUUUUCUUUUCUCGCAGGGAGAAUCGUCUACGAACGAAAUUGAACGAGAUUCAAGAAUACACUCUAUGGAGGAUGUUUGAUAAAAAAAAAAAAAAAAAAAAAAACACAAUUGGGUGUUGGUCAGCUAGAUGAUUCUUUUUAUCCUCUCAGCGAGUACUUUAAGCUCUUCAAGUCUCAUAUCCGUUUUCCUUGGAACAGCCAGUAUUUUUCUAAGCUCGAACGACGUAACGAGCGUUAGGUUUGCCGUUGCGAGUCGAAAUGGAAUUCCAGAGGUUCUGAAGAGCGGCGAGAAACGGGGAAGCGUGUCGAGGAGGGUGGAAAAAGAAUCUCGAUGGAAAAGCGCGAGUCGGCGCGUGUCAGUACCCCGACGCGAGGGUUUCUCGUGGCUCAUAAUCGUUGGAAAAGGGAGUAAAAGCGGGAAUGGGUUAGGUUGGAAGGGUGGCGAACGAGAAAAGGAAGGGAAAAAAAAAUCGGAGAAAAAGGGGGCUGAGAGGAGUAGAGAAUCGAGGGCAGACGUAUCGAUCUCGUUCGACCCUCCUUUCGACCGUAAAACUUGCUGCGGAGAUAGUUACGAUUCCGCACCGCCACCUACACACACAUACACCCGCACACAAUCAGUAUCGUUUGUGCACACGUGCGUGCUUUGUCCAAAAAGUAAUGAGAUUGAUUUCUUUAAUGAUUUUUCACUUCAAGUUCCUCUCUGACGUAUGGUGGUUCUUCUCAAAAAAGUAUCCCGAAAUACCACUCAUUCUACAUCGAUUCGAAACUUAUCAAUAAUCUCAAUCGAAAUUUUCUGGCUCUUUGUUGAAAAAGUCGGUCUCUUAUUUUUUGAGACAAAUUGUAUACACAUCGACAUUCAACACCACGUCCACACCUAUAAUAUAAGUAAUAUAAAUAUAUAAAUAUACAUGUAACACAGGCUCAUGUACACACACGAUGUUCCGAACGAUCGAGCAAUACGAUUUGUAUUAACGUGUAUAACGUAAUGUAUCCGAUUCUGCACAUGUCGUACGUACUUUGGAUGUAGCGAAGGAUUUUUCACGACUGAA